AUGUUUUCUCUGCGGUUGUUUGGAACGAGACCAGCUUACCAACGGUUGACGAUUCAUAUCUAUGAGCUGCCACUUACUCCCUACGCUUUCUUUUUUUGGGGCGAAGAAGACCAUCCUGUUCCCCCUGACGGGAGAUUUCAACUUGAUCAGAGCGAAUCGUUCGUUCAGUAUUUUACGCUGCUGCGAUUUGACGCUGACUACCCUCUCCAGUGCAAGAGACGGACUGCCACCAAUCACGUCGAUUUUUUUACUCAUUUUGCCUUUCCCUCCAACGACCCGUUUUACAAACCGGAUUUUGUGGUAUGUGAUUCAUAUGGUUUGUUGUGCUGCAUCGAUGCGGUUGUGGCUGUGCCGCUUGAUGGUCCAAGCGUGUGCCCAGAAGAUCUAUCGCGAGGUACCGUAUUCAUGGAAUAUAUCUCUGAGCGGCUUCGAAAAACUUCUGAUCAAGCUUCGCCAUCUUUCUGUGUUUUUGAAGCGUUCAUUUUCGACAGUGAAAUUCUUCUUCAGCGUUGGUGCAUCGACGCAUGCGCCAGUUACGGUCUUUCGCUUAGUAGUUUGUAUUAUUAUGACUCGUGCCACUUUGGGGUGAGUGGCAUGCGUGGUUCGUUAGCUGAUCUUCUACGAAUUCAUGCCGUUGCCUGCGAGAUACCAGAGGUAACGUACUUUUGGGUGCACCAAAUGUCGAAUUAUUCUGUUUUCUCAGUCUACUCUCACAUUGUCAACACGAAUGGAAGCUGUAAAGCCCGUCAUAAAUCUUGCAAACCAGGCCGAAAUACGACCACGCAGAACAUCUUGAUGGGUCUCUUUAUUGAGGUAUUCUACUAUUUGUUUCUCAACCCAUUGCACUAA
Molecule: messenger RNA, 849 nt
Organism: Soboliphyme baturini
Lineage: Eukaryota; Metazoa; Nematoda; Enoplea; Dioctophymatida; Soboliphymatidae
Source: the annotation of a GenBank genome assembly